UGCAGAGCAAAGAUAAAGGAGCAGAGGCAGGCGUACCAUAAGGCGAGGGAGGCAAACCGUCGCUCAGGUGCUGCACCUAAGUCCUACUGGUUCUAUAAGGAGCUGGGCGCUAUCCUCAGUGGUGACCCCACCUCCACCACCAAGAGCCCCGUGGAUACUUCGGCGGGCCUGGAGGCAGUGGAAAGAGGAUCUAACCCAGAGGAUGAAGUAAUCGAUGAAGAGGUGGAGUUAGAUGAGGAUGUGGAGCUCCCGGCAGGGUCGCCCGGUGGGGCAAACAGCCAGGAACUGUUUUCCAUUCCAGAGGUGUCUAACCAGUCUCAGCAGUUGCUCUCGGGGAGCAAGAAGCAAGAGAUAAGAUCCCUGGAAACUUUCCCGCGCCAUUCGGCAGUCACUUGUGCAGGGACUGAAGCAGCGCACAGAUGUGGCCUUCAGGAACACCCCCCACACACCAGCCGAGUGUCUCCACCAAAUAAGAAAGCGCCCAAGACGGAGCAAAGAAGACAUGUUUCAGGAGGCUUUCCAGUUUCCAAACCUGAUGUGAUCUCCCAGCUGGAACAAGGGGCAGAGCCGUGGGUCCCAGACCUCCAGGGUUCAGGGGAAAGAGAGAUCCUGAGAGGUCCCUGCACAGCAGGUGAUGCAAUGGUGAGUGAGAAUGAGGAGCAGAAUUCUCCGCAGAAAGAUGCUGAGCAAGUGGAACCACACAGAGCAUUAACACAGACAUCCGAAGGGAAUGUCUCCAGGAGUCAUGAGCAGGGAACAGCCUGUGAGAUUCAGCAGACACCAGAGAGAGAGCAGGGAAACCAGCCAGGGGAGAAAUUGGAUAAAUUCAUUUGCUCUCGGGGAACUCACAAGGACCUCAAGGAAACCACAGCCCAGCAGAAAAUCCUCAGGGGUCAGAGAAAAAAUACAUCCACUGAGUGUGGGAAAAGCUUUAGGGACCACUCAGUCCUUCUUGCACAUCAGAGAAUACACAGAGGAGACAGACCCUAUGUAUGCUGUGAGUGCGGGAAAACCUUCAUUCGGCGCGCUCACCUUCUUACACAUCAGAGAAUCCACACAGGGGAGAAACGCUAUGCAUGCUGUGAGUGCGGGAAAAGCUUCACUGAUCUCUCAUCCCUUAUCUCUCAUCAGAGAGUCCACACGGGAGAGAAACCCUAUGAAUGCUGGGAGUGCGGGAAAAGCUUCUCUCAGAGCUCAACUCUCAUUACACAUCACAGAAUUCACACAGGACAAAGACCCUACGAAUGCUGUGAGUGCGGAAAAACCUUCACUCAGAGCUCACACCUUACUAUACAUCAGAAAAUCCACACAGGAGAGAAACCCUAUGUAUGCUGUGAGUGUAGGAAAAGCUUCACUCUGAGGUCGCACCUCAUUCGGCAUCAAAGAAUCCACACGGGAGAGAAACCCUUUGAAUGCUGUGAGUGUGGGAAAAACUUCACUCUGAGCUCAGAGCUUACUACGCAUCAGAGAAUCCAUACGGGAGAGAGACCUUAUGCAUGCUCUGAGUGCGGGAAAAGCUUCACUCGGAGCUCAGCCCUGACUAGACAUCACAGAAUCCAUACGGGAGAGAGACCCUAUGAAUGCUGUGAGUGCAGGAAAAGCUUCACUCGGAGCUCAGCCCUUACUAGACAUCACAGAAUCUGCAAGGGACCUAAACACCAUAAAUGCCCUGAGUGUGGGAAAUACUUUAGUCACUGCUCAUCCCUUAUUAGACAUCAGAGAAUACACACAGGGGAAAGACCCUAUGAAUGCUGUGAGUGCGGGAAAAGCUUCACUAACAACUCAAGCCUUAUUACGCAUCAGAGAAUCCACACAGGGGAAAGACCCUAUGAAUGCAGGGAGUGUGGAAAAAGCUUCACUGACAGCUCACACCUUACUAAGCAUCACAAAGUCCACACUGGGCAGGGACUCUAUGAAUGCGGUGAAUGUGGAAAAAGCUUCACGGAUAGCUCAGCCCUUCUUAAACAUCACAGAAUCCACACGGGAGAGAGACCCUACGUAUGCUGUGAGUGUCGGAAAGCCUUCAGUCAGAGCUUUGAGCUUACUAGACAUCAGAGAAUCCACACGGGGGAGAGACCUUAUGGAUGCUGUGAGUGCGGGAAAAGCUUCAUUCAGCACUCACACCUCAUUAGGCAUCAGAGAAACCACACAGGUGAGAGACCCUAUAAAUGCGGUGAGUGCGGGAAAAGCUUCACUCAGAGCUCAGACCUCAUUAUACAUCAAAGAAUGCACACGGGGGAGAGACCUUACGUAUGCUCUGAGUGCGGGAAAACCUUCAUUCAGCAUUCACACCUCAUUAGACAUCAGAGAAACCACACGGGUGAGAAACCCUAUGAGUGCUGUGAGUGUGAGAAGACCUUCAUUCAGCUGUCAGAACUUACUCGACACGAAAGAAUCCACACAGGAGAGAAGCCCUAUGAAUGCCGUGAGUGUGGGACAAGGUUCACUCAGAGCUCAUCCCUUAAAUAUCAUCAGAGAAUCUGCAAGGGAGAGAAACACCAUAAAAACCUCACAGGCUAGCCAGACAUUUUUUUCUUUAAUACUUUUGCUAAUUUCCAUAUAGUAACCUUUAAGUCUGUUUGAACCGUUUGCAGCACCAUUAUCCCUCAGCUUGUCCAGAGGAGUUGCCCAUUUUUGCCUUUUGCAUUUCGCCCUGUUUUGGAGUGGACCCGGUUGUCCUUGCUAUCAACUCCAUUGUCCCAGGAGUAAUGGGAGUGCGUCCCUUCUUCAAGGAAACAAGGAGCAUCACAUUUAUACUGUUCCUCCUAUUGCAAAAUUAUUAUUAGGGUCAUCAAUGAUACAGAUUGUUUCAUUCUCAGUUGUUCUCACGUUGCUCUGGGUUGUGCUGAAGAGCCGUUAUUUUUGGACCUUUUCCCCCCGUUAUAUUUAAAUGUAUUUUAAAUGAAGAGGAGCAGUGGCAGGGAAAAACGUGUCAUUUCAGCCUCGGUGACACUGGAAGGAGAUGGGGUGACUCACAGAGAUUCCUUCCUUCCCCAUCACUGCAGAACUGUUACCUCCUCUCUGAGCCAGGCAGAGUUUAUCUUCAUCACAUUCUGUCCCUCUACUUCUCAAAGUGUCAUGUGAUGCAGUGCUCUCAGCUGUCUGUGUUUGGAGAUGACGCUUUGACUUCUUUAAUCCUAUAUCAGAGUCACUAUGACUGGAGAUGAAAAUGUCAAAGACCUGGAAGGGGAAUUCAAAUGAAUCCCAAACACAGUGGGAUUAUUUGCAGUUUAAAUCCCAGUUUCCAACUAUUGGCCAAGCCACUUGGGGGAAGGUUGGCUGUAUUUUCCUCCAUUAUGAUGAUACUAAAAUGCUAAAACUUUUCUAAAUUACAUAACUCGACAGUGCUGAAUGAAGCAGGUUUGAAUGGAUCAGAGGAGAGUGUGGUGGGAGAAUCUCUUAUCCCAAUUCUGAGUUAUUAGAUGUAACCUGCUCUGGAAUUUCACUCGACACUUUCACUGUCAUGUAUUCUGUUUCUCUGUGAUGUUGGUUUCUAUCUUUCCUGAAAAGUUGUUUGGUCGCCCAAUUGGAUAUUAGUUUACUUUGAUGAGACGUAGCUCAGAUUUAUUAGAGACUUUGAGACAAAUGACCAUUUGCUAAAGUCAUUACUUCUCACUUCAGCAUUGCUUUUUCCCCACCCCUCCAUGAUGAUGUGGAGAAAGUUCAUGUGCAGUUCUGUCAACAGGAGAGAACUCUCCAAUUUACUGGACAUGCUAACAAAGAAGCAGCAGUGAUUUUAAAUCUCCACUGGGAAAUGGUGAACAACAGCAGAACCCCAACUAACUGAAGCAAGUGCAGAUGACCACAGUGGAGUUCAAUUGUUUAAGCCAGUGGUUCUCAAACUUCAUUGCACCGUGACCCCCGUCUGACAACAAAAAUUAAUCCAUGACAUGCCCCUCCCCCUGAUGGAAGCUGAAGCCCACGAGCUUCAGCCCCAGGCGGCAGGGCAGUAGCCCGAGCUCUGCUCUGCAGAGUGGAUGAAGCCACACCCGAGUCCUGCCGUGUGUGUGUGUGUGUGUUGGGGGAGAAAUGAAGCUGCACCCCAAGUCCUGCCAUAUGGGGGGGCUGAAGCUGCAGAAUAGGUGCAGAAAAAUAUCUAUUUUUGAAUAGAAACUCCACCUCUGGUAACUUACCGAGAUUCUGGUCCAGGCCUUUAGCUAGUUCCUAAGUUAAAGAAACACUGGGCAUGUUUGAGGAAGCCGUUCCGCACUAGCACUGCUGAGAUUUUUGAGUGGUUUGGUAAAGGGUUCUACUUCAGAGAAGUGUAAAUGUACCCUAGCCAAGGCCAAGGAUUCGGAAAAAAAAGGGGGGCAGAAAUAGUACACACCCAGUUCUUAGUUUUCACCCAGUAAAGGCUGCUAUGGCGACGAAUGGCCCAAGGAAAAUUGUUUGUACAGCUCCACUUCCUAGUUAAGUGUCACCGAUUACAGUCUCAAAGGAUGCCAGGGUUAGAUUGAGAACAAUCAUCUUUCACCGUUUGGAUCCAAAGUUUCAUGAGGCAAAGAGAGAGAGAGUCCUUCCGAGGACAUUCCUUCCCUGUGAAUCCCAAACUGGCUGCCACUUCCAUGCUGUGGAAAUGAUGGUAAGCAAUGAGGGAAUGAGUGUGUCAGGCUCCAAUUGCAGACUGCGGGAUACAUGAAUGUUAGAGUUCUGAUCUAUGGGUUUGCGUCUUAGGGCUCGUCUACACUUAAAAUGCUACAUCGGCACAGCUGCACAUGUGGAACUGCGCCACUAGUGCUUGAAUGAAGAAGCUCUAAGGAGAAGGGAGAGAGGUCUCCCAUCAGCUUAGAUAAUCCACCUCCCCAGGAGGCGGUAGCUUUGUCAGCAGGAGAAGCUCUCCCGCUGAUAUGGCCCUGUGUACACAGGGGGGAGGGGUAAUACUCUGUACCUCAAAGCACCCUGGAAUCCCCAUAUUCACCACUGUCAUAUGAUGGACAUGUUUUGUACAAUGCAGGCCUUGUGAAGUAUCAUUUUAAGUCUUGGUCUGUUGAACCUUAAUACCUUGUUGAAUUGUAGGUAUGAUCCUUGUAUGUGAAGUUGUGAAGUACUGCUCUAUGUGUUACUGAAAUACGUUGUGAGGUUAGGAAACGCCCGGAGCCAGCCUUUCUGCUGCAACAAGGGGAGAAGCUAUCACUGGCCAGACAGGCGUUGAUGGCCCACCAAGAAGAAUCCACUCUCCCAGAGGCUCCUUAGAGAGGGAACAUAUGCCGUGGGGACAGCCUAACCCAGGGGUUGGCAACCUUUCAGAAGUGGUGGGCCGAGUCUUCACUUAUUCACUUUAACUUAAGG
Molecule: messenger RNA, 5289 nt
Organism: Terrapene triunguis (Three-toed box turtle)
Lineage: Eukaryota; Metazoa; Chordata; Testudines; Emydidae
Product: zinc finger protein 501-like
Exons: 6
Coding region: 640-2520 (626 amino acids)
Biological process (GO): regulation of DNA-templated transcription
Source: RefSeq, a predicted model, not a curated record